Molecule: messenger RNA, 1413 nt
Organism: Camelus dromedarius (Arabian camel)
Lineage: Eukaryota; Metazoa; Chordata; Mammalia; Artiodactyla; Camelidae
Gene: DDX60
Product: DExD/H-box helicase 60
Biological process (GO): defense response to virus
Cellular component (GO): cytoplasm
Molecular function (GO): ATP binding; double-stranded RNA binding; single-stranded RNA binding
Source: RefSeq, a predicted model, not a curated record
AUGUUUUUCCAGAAGGGGGAGCGCCGCGGCCAGGCCCUGGGGCAGGCGGAGGACAUGUGUAGGCUGCGCUGUCUCGCUGCGGUUCUCCUGCUCCGCGCGCCUCUUCCCCAGAGAGCCCACGCCAGAGUCGUGGCUUCCCGCUGGACCGAGGGCAUUCAGACCGCCUCACAGAUGAAAAAUUGGUGUGACUGUUUCAUUCUAAGUAAUAUAAAUGUUUUUGAAUUUUGAAAUCUGAAUUUAACUCACCUUUCCAACUUAAGUGAUGAGCUUUUGUUGAAAAAUACAGCAUUUUACUAUGAAGAAGAAAAUGUUCAAGGCCUCCGUUUGAAUUUGGGAAAUGUCAUUAUGAAGGAUUAUGAACAUCUCCGGGAUACCGUAUCAAAGUUGGUCUGAAAGUUUGAUGUUGGAAAGCCAUUUCCUCUGAGAACAACAAAACUUCCUUUUCUUAGAAAGGCUCCAUCACUGAUCAAAGAUACCUUCAAGGAUAAGAUGCCUAAUUUGGGUUUUAUUCCAGUGUCAUGCCAGGUGGUUGAUAAGUUUGUUGGAGACAUUUUGAAAGAUUUGCCUUUCCUGGUGAGUGAUGACCCUGCUGUAGCUUUGCUGGUCAGACAGAAGGAAUUUGAUGAACUUGUGCACUGGCAUCGCAGACCCCUCAGUGACGACUACGACAGGACAAAGUGUCAGUUCAAUGAUGUCCAGGGAGAUGACCCCAAGGCCCUUGUGAACCAAGUGGCAGCCACGGUUCAGAACCGUUUUAACAAAAAUCUGCCCAGUGGAGAAGCUCUGUGUGGGGUGUUCACAAGGGACUAUCGACACGACGCCCUCAACUCUCAGGUACUUGUCACCGUGCCUGCCUGCUUUGAAAUCCUGCUGCUGGCUCCUCAUCGCCAGGCGUGGGUGAAGAGGAUCAGAUACGUGAUAUUUGAUGAGGUCCACUGUCUUGCUGGAGAGAUCAGAGCGGAAGUCUGGGAGCAUCUUCUGGUCAUGAUCCGCUGUCCCUUCCUGGCUCUGUCGGCCUCCAUAAGCAACCCCCAGCAUCUCACCGAGUGGCCACAGUCAGUAAAACGGUGCUGGAGACAAGCAGACAGUACGAUGGCAAAGAAUGCUGCCUCUCAGAGACCCGCUGGUCCCCGCACCGGUGUGCACAGAGACUACGCACUACCGAAGCAGUCUUACAAAGUGAGACUUGUGCUCUACAGGGAGAGGUACAAUGAUUUGGAGAAGCACGUAUGUUCAGUUAGGGAUGGUGGGAUUCAUUUCGACCAUUUUCACCUGUGUGCUGUGCUGACCACGGACCACGUGCAAAGGGUGGGGGUGUGUCCUGAAAUCUCUCUGUCUCUGGUUUUAUUUAGUCUCUGGGAAGGCCAGCAGUUCUGUGGUCAUUAAUCGUGUCUAUUAACUGUAGAUUGAGAG